UUUUAAAAACUAGUACGAGCUUUAUCCUAUCAAAACAUACAUUGCUGGAUUUAUUGUACAGGUUUCUAUCCAGUAAUAAUGGGAGGCAAGGAGUCCUGGCUGCUGCAGAUGCAGAAUGUGAGGCAAUUGGGAGUGACAUAUUAAACGUGGUGGGCGGUUCUGCAGUAGAUGCUACCAUAGCAACCAUGUUGUGCCUUGGUGUAAAGAUGCCUCAUGCCAUGGGGAUAGGGGGAGGCUUCAACAUGGUUGUGUAUGACCAUAUCACCAAGAGAGCAGAACACAUUGAUGCAAGAGAAGUUUCACCAAGGUCAACAAA
Molecule: messenger RNA, 316 nt
Organism: Owenia fusiformis
Lineage: Eukaryota; Metazoa; Annelida; Polychaeta; Sabellida; Oweniidae
Source: the annotation of a GenBank genome assembly